This is a messenger RNA of Lachancea dasiensis, 1203 nucleotides long. The record is from the annotation of a GenBank genome assembly. Lineage: Eukaryota; Fungi; Ascomycota; Saccharomycetes; Saccharomycetales; Saccharomycetaceae.
AUGCCUUUUGUCAAAGACUUCAAACCAGUAGCCUUCAAAGAUACCAACCUUUUCAAGCCGAUGGCCAUCGGUGACACCGAGGUGCAGCACCGGGCUGUCAUGUGCCCACUGACUAGGAUGCGUGCACACUCGCCAGGAAACGUCCCUAACAAAGAUUGGGCCGUGAAGUACUACGACCAGCGUUCUAAGGCUCCGGGUACCAUGAUUAUCACGGAAGGUACCUUUCCAUCUCCUCAGUGUGGUGGCUACGACAAUGCCCCGGGUAUCUGGUCCGAGGAACAAGUCGCAGGGUGGAAAAAGAUCUUUUCUAAAAUCCAUGAGAACAAGUCGUUUGCUUGGGUUCAACUGUGGGUGUUGGGCAGACAAGCGCCUCCAGAUACUCUGAAAAGAGAUGGUCUGCGCUACGAUUCGGCUUCGGACGAAGUCUACAUGGACGCGGCCAGUGAAGCUAAGGCGAAAGAGUGUGAUAACAAACAGCAUGGGUUGACUAAAGCUGAGAUAAAACAGUACAUCGCGGACUACGUGCAGGCGGCCAAGAACUCGAUCGCAGCCGGCGCGGACGGUGUCGAGAUUCAUAGCGCCAACGGGUAUCUGCUAAACCAAUUCUUGGACCCUAUUUCCAACAAGAGAACGGACGAGUACGGUGGUUCGAUUGAAAACAGAGCCCGCUUUGCCCUGGAGGUUGUGGACGCAGUGGUCGACGCCGUCGGACACAAGAAAGUCGGUAUCCGUUUUUCCCCAUUUGGCGUAUUCGGAGUCAUGUCUGGUGGUGCUGAGCCCUCCAUCAUUGCUCAAUAUGCGUAUGUUGUCGGUGAGUUGGAAAAGAGGGCCAGGGCUGGCAAGGGCCUAGCUUACAUCCACUUGGUCGAACCUCGUGUAACAAACCCGUUCUUUGCUGAGGGUCAGGGCUGGUACAAAGAGGGUUCCAACGAGUUUGUCAGCAGCAUAUGGAAGGGCCCCAUCAUAAGGGCAGGCAACUACGCUAUGGAUCCUCAGGCUGCCCUGAAAGACGUUCAGCAGGACGAUAGAACUUUAAUAGGUUACGGAAGGCUCUUCAUCGCAAAUCCGGACUUAGUUUCGAGGCUAGAAAAUGGCUUGCCUUUGAACUCAUACGAUAGAGAUACGUUCUACGCUUUUACCGACAAAGGAUACAUCGAUUAUCCCACCUAUUCGGAAGCCUCUGAAGCCGUUGCGGCGGAGUAA